AUGGAGAGCAUUCGGACCGUCUUGGCGUUGGCGAAAGAAUACGACAUGGACGUCAGAUUUAGUCACAGGUUCACAGCAGAAAUUGUAAUCAACGACGGAGAUAAGCAGCUCAAAUCAGUGGCAACUUUCUAUGUAGUAAAAAGAAGCCCACAACCGCUCUUGGAAAGGAAGACAGCUUCUAGUCUGGGUGUUUUGAUAGUGGGUCUGCCUAGCCAAAGGGAAUCACUCCAUAAGGUAACAUCAAUCCGCCCAUUUCCCAAAACUCGUGGAUACAAGAUUAGUCUACCUAUCGAUAAAUCUGUGCCGCCGGUUUCACAAAGACUUCGGAGAUUGCCUUUUGCAACACUCGAAAGGGUUGAAGAAAAACUUAAUGAACUACUUGCAAAAGAUAUCAUCGAACCCGUUACUGAACCCAACCGAUGGGUAUCUCCUUUAGUCGUUGUGAUGAAAGAUAGUGGUGAUUUAAGAUUGUGUAUCGAUAUGCGUCAAGUGAACAAAGCGAUACUACGGGAAACUCAUCCGCUACCUACUAUUGAAGACAUCAGAUGGAAGCUUAACGGGGCAACAAUAUUUUCAAGAUUGGACAUCAAGGACGCUUUUCAUCAACUUGAAAUUGACGCUGCUAGUAGACCGCUUACCACCUUUAUAACUCAUCGAGGUUUGUAUCGGUAUAAGAGAUUAAUGUUCGGGAUCUCUUGUGCUCCGGAGAAAUAUCAGAAGGUAAUCGAGCAGAUAUUAUCAGAUUGUCCCAACACAGUGAAUUUUACUGACGACAUCUUCGUUUUUGGGAAAUCUGAAAAAGAGCAUGACGAUGCGCUUCAGGAAACGCUAGGAAAGUUUCGUCACCAUGAUAUACUCUUGAACCAAGAAAAGUGCGCAUUCAAAAUGUCCGAAAUCGACUUUUUAGGUCAUCGUUUUGACAAAAAUGGCAUGACCCCGUCGCGAUCCAAAAUUGAGGCGAUACAGAAAUUCCGUGCUCCUGCCACUUCGGAGGAAGAGCACACCUUAGCACACUUUGAUCCUAAACUGUCUACCAGAGUCGUAGCUGAUGCCUCUCCGGUCGGUUUGGGGGCUGUACUGAUACAAUUUUUUGAAGGGCAGCCUAGAGCGGUUUGUUUUGCCAGCAAGAGCCUCACCGAUACCGAAAAGCGUUAUGCACAAACAGAGAAGGAGGCUUUAGCGUUGGCGUUCAGUUAUACUGUUGUUUACCGCAAGGGUAAAGCAAAUAUAGCUGAUCCCUUGUCCCGUCUUGCUCUGACAACAGCUGUAGAUGAAUUUGAUCCUGACUCUGAGGUAUAUGUACGUAACGUGAUCGAGUCCACAGCCAUUGACAUAGAUGAACUAGAAGUCGCUUCCUUAGAUGAUCCUGAGCUUUCUGAGCUAAGAGAGUUUCUCGACAAAGGGAUUUGGAACUACGCUUCAGCUCGCCUGAAACCAUAUCACCCAUUUAGGAAUGAACUUGGUAAAGUUGGAGGAAUGAUUGUUCGAGGAUCUCGGUUGAUCAUUCCAGAAAAACUCCGAGAACGUAUGCUUCAGCUAGGUCACGAGGGUCAUCUGGGUCGCACAAAAAUGCAACAAAGACUGCGUAUGACAUGCUGGUGGCCGGGUAUGGACGAGAUGGUUGCAAAAACUGUAGAUAAAUGUCAGGGUUGUAUGGUGGUGAGUCAACCUGAUCGGCCGGAACCUAUGCAGAGAAGGAAACUGCCGGAUGCACCUUGGAGAGACGUGGCUAUUGACUUCCUGGGCCCGCUGCCGUCUGGUGACUAUUUGUUGGUCAUUAUUGACUAUUACAGCCGCUACAAGGAAGUUGAAAUCCUCAAGAAAAUAACAGCUGGUGAAACUAUUGAUCGUUUGGAAAAGAUAUUUGUUCGAUUGGGAUACCCAAACACUAUCACCUUAGAUAAUGGCCGUCAGUUCAGUUAUACGGACGAAACUUCCAUCGUUACAAGACAUUUCAGCAGCCCUCCACCAUCUGAUUUUAGAGAUCGAGAUCAAAUCUUGAAGGAAAAAGGGAAGGAAAAGGAGGAUCGACGUCGCAGAGCUCAUCCUUCGGCCAUCGCUGUUGGAGAUAUGGUUCUAAUGAAGAACGUUUUGCCUGGGAAUAAGCUUACUACAACGUUCAAGCCAACAGCUGUGGAAGUAAAAUCUAGACAAGGUUCAAGAGUUACGGUUCAGGACCCAAAGGCAAAUAAGUUCUAUGAUCGAAAUACAAGCCACCUCAAGCAAGUUCCAGCAGACGCAGUUAAAGGACCAGGAGAGGAGCCUACCGAAAUGGAAACCGAUGGUUACGAAAUUUCAGAUCUUGUGGUGUCAAGGGAAGCAGAAGGAUGCGAGGAACUUCGUGUAGCACCAAAAGUAAUCGAGGAAUCAAAGCAAGAGAUUCGUGAACGUCCACAGCGUGCUAUAAGAAACCUGCCCGUUUCAAAGAUUGAUUGUCAAGCUGUUUAA
Molecule: messenger RNA, 2448 nt
Organism: Uranotaenia lowii
Lineage: Eukaryota; Metazoa; Arthropoda; Insecta; Diptera; Culicidae
Exons: 5
Coding region: 1-2448 (815 amino acids)
Biological process (GO): DNA integration
Molecular function (GO): nucleic acid binding
Source: RefSeq, a predicted model, not a curated record